This is a messenger RNA of Dicentrarchus labrax (European seabass), 1017 nucleotides long. RefSeq names its product putative ferric-chelate reductase 1. NCBI's taxonomy places the organism in Eukaryota, Metazoa, Chordata, Actinopteri, Moronidae. The record is from RefSeq and is a predicted model, not a curated record. The transcript is spliced from 8 exons. The coding region runs from base 108 to 716 and encodes 202 amino acids. Gene Ontology annotation, molecular function: oxidoreductase activity, acting on metal ions.
GCCAGUCUUGACGAGGCGCUGUGGCUUACAGAGGAGGACCUCCAGAAAGGAACCUUGAUCAACCUCUGUGUGUGUCUUCAAGAAAAAGCAGCAGCUCCAGAGACAAGAUGCCUCUUAAGGUUGCAGUGCUGCUUUUAGCGGUGGUGUGUGUGUGGCAUGUGGACGAGUGUGUGUGCUUCCCUAACGGCUCGGUGGCGCUCUCCUGUGGCAACAUGAUGCCCAUGCACCCACCCUUCACACCCUCCACCGGCAGCCCACCAUUCACACUGUCUACGUCCAGUGCCUCCUACAGGCCUGGUGGAGUCAUUACAGUGACGUUGGAGGUGGUGAAGAACAGCUCCACAGAGUUCCAGGGUUUCCUGUUGCAGGCCAGGAGCAGGGGGGGACACGCUCUGUUGUGGCCUGUAGGAAAGUUCACCAACAUCGACACCACCCUGUUUACUGCACUGCACUGUAAAAACAUGGAGAACUCGACUGUCAGUCAGGCUUCAGGAGCCAAGAGGAAUAAAGUCCAGCUGACCUGGGCAUCACCUAGCAACAGUAACUAUGGUGAUAUCUACUUCAGCGCCACUCUGGUCCAGGACUACACAACAUUCUGGGUUCAGCUUAACAGCAGCACUCUGAGACUGGACAGCAGUGGGAACUCUGCAGCUGGAGCCUUUUCCUCCUCAGCUCUGCUCUUCAUCAGUCUGCUGAGUCUGCCUGCCUACUGCUGACACACACAAACACACACAGAAGUUGUGUCUUUUUAAGCCUGUUACUGGUCAAACAGUGAAAAUGGAGAAGGUUUUUAUUAGUGCAACAUUUCCACCUUUGUUAGUUGAACAUCCAUGUGAAUAUAGAGACAACAUAUUGUCACAGUCCCAGCUACAAUUAGGAGAUCACAUGACUGCUUCGCCAACAUGAGUGUCUCCAAUCAAAACAGACACGCACUGCUUUUUUAUUUCCUUUGAACAAUGUUAUUAGAUAUUCAGAGACACAACACAGGCAUUACUGUCUUUAGGGGGCAGUCCAGGA